This is a messenger RNA of Protomyces lactucae-debilis, 664 nucleotides long. Its product is annotated as ETC complex I subunit conserved region-domain-containing protein. Lineage: Eukaryota; Fungi; Ascomycota; Taphrinomycetes; Taphrinales; Protomycetaceae. The record is from RefSeq and is a predicted model, not a curated record. The transcript has 3 exons. Gene Ontology annotation, biological process: electron transport chain. The coding region runs from base 45 to 548 and encodes 167 amino acids.
CCAAGACAUAGAGACACUCAGAAGAAGUGUCUGCCAUACUCGCCAUGAACGCGCUCAGGCUUCUCAGAACAGCUAGAUCGAGAGCAGGUGUCUCCCAUUGUCGCCUCAACUCAUCUCUCGCCCCACAAAAGACCGACUCUACGGGCAUUGCAGAGCGCGAUGGGGGACCCAAGGAGACGGUCCCGGUAGACAGCAUCUCGGGUGCACCAGAAUCCCUUCACCAGCGCAUUGUGCGUAUCUAUAAGCCAUCUAAGACGGCCAUGCAGAGUGGGAUCCAGGGAACAAAGUUGUGGCGCAUGGACUGGGAUGUGUUGGAGAAGGAUAAUCGAUGGACCAACCCACUCAUGGGAUGGGCGUCUUCGGGAGAUUUUAUGCAAGGGACAAGCCUCAAGUUUGGCACACAAGAUGAUGCGAUUCGGUUUGCGGAGUCGCAGGGCUGGACGUACUAUUUGCAAGCGCCGCAUGAGCAAAAGUUCCAGGUCAAGUCUUACUCGUCCAAUUAUACAAAGACACAGAUGAAUCCAAGCAAGAUUGCGCACACUAAAUAAGCUUCCGAUGAUGGUCGUGGACUCGCAGCCUCUAUAUGCAACAGGAUUAGCAAGCCGUUCCUAAUUUGAUCACUAGAGCAAACCAAUUUAGAUGAUCAAUUGUCCAUUCAUGACAG